AGCAGGUUAGAAAUACUCGCCCAUCUCACUACAACACCUGUUUCCUUGCCUUUGGUGUCGGUAUGUACGGCAAUAUUUUUAGAGCUGACUUUGGCCUUUUAAAUUUUAUUCUUUAUUAUUUGUUGAGUAAUUAAUAGUAGAUAUUUACUUACUAUAUGAAAGAUAUCAUAACAUUCUCACAUCAUCGUUGCUUGAAUAGGUUAAUUGUGGGAUCUCUGACUUUGAAAAUUUGAGAACUUGAUAAUUCAUCAUCUCAUCCUCUUCAUCAUGAUGCUGAUUCUUCAUGUGCUGAUGCUGUCGCUCCUCUCGGGUGGUUCAGCCAAAGUUGUGCAGAAUUUUGAGAGUGAAUGUGGUCAAUUUUUUGCAAAUGGAAAAUCACCAACGAGAUUUUCUGGAGCACAAUACAGGGAGAUCUGCCAAACUCUAAAUAAUGGUGUUUAUUAUGCCACAUUUUAUGACACAUACAACAAGAUCCCCGUGUAUUCAGCCUACAAGUUUGAAGGGAUAAAGAACUGCAAAAGACUAAACAAGUGGUACAUUGAACCUCAACUUGAUGAUAAUAAUGGAUCACCAAGCAUGAAAUUUGAGAAAGAUGUGAAUAUAAAAACACUCGGAGACCAUCAAGCUCUCAACAAAGAUUAUAAGAAGUCUGACCGUGACAAAGGUCAUCUGGAACCAGUUUUCCAGGCAAGCUCACAGGGCUGUGCUGAUGCCACCUUCACUCUCACCAAUGCUGCUCCACAAAACCCCUCUUUUAACCGAGGUCAGUGGAGGGACCUAGAAAAAGAAAUGGCAGCUAAUCUGUCCAAUCAAUGUAAACUACCAAAUACUGCUUACAUUGUGACAGGGGUGGUACCAGGUGAAAGUAAAAUAAAUAAUAGAGUAAAUGUGCCUAGUCAUUUCUGGACUGCAUACUGCUGCUUAGACAACAAUAAAAAAUGUAAGAUUUCAGGUGGGUUUAUUGGAGAGAAUGUUGGAGCGAAUGUUACUCUCAACAAAAAAACUGUGAAGAAUUUAGAGAAGGAGUUGGCAACGCUUUAUAACAUCAAAUCCUUUAAGUUGUUUUAAGCUCUAUGAAACCCCAA
This is a messenger RNA of Labeo rohita (rohu), 1085 nucleotides long. Its product is annotated as endonuclease domain-containing 1 protein-like. The transcript has 3 exons. Gene Ontology annotation, molecular function: metal ion binding; nucleic acid binding; hydrolase activity. Bases 268 to 1068 code for a protein of 266 amino acids. Lineage: Eukaryota; Metazoa; Chordata; Actinopteri; Cypriniformes; Cyprinidae. The record is from RefSeq and is a predicted model, not a curated record.